This is a messenger RNA of Hyla sarda, 2907 nucleotides long. RefSeq names its product cyclin F (gene CCNF). NCBI's taxonomy places the organism in Eukaryota, Metazoa, Chordata, Amphibia, Anura, Hylidae. Gene Ontology annotation, molecular function: protein binding; cyclin-dependent protein serine/threonine kinase regulator activity. The transcript is spliced from 17 exons. Bases 588 to 2864 code for a protein of 758 amino acids. Gene Ontology annotation, biological process: mitotic cell cycle phase transition; regulation of cyclin-dependent protein serine/threonine kinase activity. The record is from RefSeq and is a predicted model, not a curated record. Gene Ontology annotation, cellular component: cytoplasm; nucleus; centrosome.
CAAAAAAAAAAUUUGAUCGCGCUGCACUCUGGGAAAAAGCGAGACAGGAUGAUGCGGUCACGUGAUAAGAAAACUCGUUUCUUACUGGCCAGUCUGAAAAAAGGGCAGCGGAUCGGCGAACGACAUGACUAGUUAGGGCACAAGCGCUUGCAUGCUGAACAUGACCAAAAUAACAAAACGACUCGAUUUUUACUGCUAUUAAAAGUUACCUUCGUUAAAACAGUUGAAAAAACAAACAAACAAAAGUUACAUUUUACCGGGGCCAUUCUUAUCACUAUGGUAACAAAAGUCAAAAGCUGGUUGGUUGGAUUUGAUAUGGCUUCCUGAAAACCUAUUGGCUAUUGAAGUUUUGGGGGCGUGGUUACCAGAGUCCUUAUUUACCAUUCGCCGCGACGUGGGCGUGGUCUAAAUACUAUAGUGGGCGGAGACGCGUGUGAAAUGAAUGGGAAAAAGUUGGAGGAGGGGGGCGUAGCUUUAGGAAUGGGGGAAGCGCGGCCCUGCUUGUGACCCAGACCGAGGUGUGACUGCUGUGCCAAGCGGCUGCCCUGUACCCCUGCUCGGCCAAUCUACCUCAUUCACCUGCCGGAAUGAAGGGAGGCGUCCUGCAUUGCCGCUGCUCAAAAUGUUUUGCAGCCCCUCCCAAACGGCGCGUGAAACGACGUCCACGGCUCCUGACGCUGCUCGGCCUCCCAGAGGACGUCCUGCUCUAUAUCCUCGAGUGCCUUCCCGCCGUGGACAUACAAUCCAUGCGAGACGUUCAUCCUCAUCUCAGGUCCUUGGUGGACACCCAUAGUAGUGUUUGGGCUCGCGCGUGUUUCCAGGAUGUAUGGCCGUCCCCCGAAAACCUGCAUCUGUUUGAACGGGCGGCAGAAUCUGGAAAUUUUGAAGCGUGUGUGAAGCUGGGAAUUGCCUACUUGUACAAUGAAGGCUUGUCCAUGUCUGAUGACGGUCGCGCUGAAGUUAACGGAUUGAAAGCCUCGCGCUUCUUUUGCUUGACGGAAAGGCUGAACUCCGGGGCGGGCCCCUUUGUUUGGCUGUUUAUUCGUCCUCCUUGGUCUACCUCAGGAAGCUGCUGUAAGGCUGUGGUGUUCGACAGCUUGAAGGAGGAGUGCCAGCGUGACUCCAAGGAUGAGGCUGUGACAGGGACUCUCCGAGGAUCUUUACAGUAUUGUUUGGCGAAGGUGUUAAAUUUGUUUGAGGACGAAGAGAAGAGGAGAGAAGCUCUCGGAUUUCUGGAAGCUUCGGCCUCUCAUGGCUGCCUGCUUAGUUCCUUCCUCUUGUGGGAAUCCAAGCAGAAUUCUGCUUUAUCAGACCCUGGAAGACAUCUACAGAGCCUACGGCAGUUGCGGGAUUAUGCGGCACGGGGUUGCUGGGAUGCACAGAUUUCUCUGGCUAAAUCCUGUGGGCAGAAAAGUCAGUUUGCUCAGGAACGGACAACAUGCGACCUUGUAUCUCAAGUAUUUCAGUCAUCUCUCCCUAUCAAUAAAGCUAGUAUCUUCACCAAGCAAAAGGGCAUGAACGAUACAAUGCGGUAUAUCCUUAUAGACUGGUUGGUAGAAGUGGCUACCAUGAAGGAUUUCUCCAGUCUCUGCUUGCACAUGACUGUCGGUUUGGUUGAUCGAUACUUGAAGCUCCGCAGUGUUCCACGUGCACGCCUUCAGCUAGUGGGCAUUGCAUGCAUGGUGAUCUGUACACGAUUUAUCAGCAAAGAGAUCCUAACAAUUCGUGAAGCAGUAUGGCUUACAGAUAACACUUAUAAAUAUGAAGAUCUGGUACGGAUGAUGGGAGAGAUCAUAUCUGCACUGGAAGGAAAAAUUCGGAUGCCCACUGUCAUCGACUACAAGGACGUCCUUUCUCACAUCAUCUCCUCGGACAGAGGCACCCUGCACCUUUGCAGCUACAUUUCGGAGCUGUCCCUGCUGUACACAGAACUAUCCGUGUAUUCUCCAGCGCAGUUAGCCGCUGGCGCUUUGUUACUAGCGCGGAUCCUGCACAAACAAGCACUUCCAUGGCCAGCUCAGCUGGUAGAGUCUACGGGUUUCACCCUGGAACACUUAACCCCCUGCGUGCUGCUUCUACAUAAGAAAUGUUUCCACGAUGAUGCACCAAAAGAUUACCGGCAAGUAGCGUUGACGGCUGUGAAGCAGCGGUUUCAGAAUGACCUUUACGGCAAUAUUAGUGAUGAGAAGCAGGUGAUGGACUACAGCCAGCUGUGUACCUUGCUCGGGGUGUCCCUCCAGGAUACAGAAAGCCCCGCAUCUUCUCCUUGUGUCGAAGACGUCCAUCCCUUCCUGUGCUCACCUGCUGGGAACAAAACAAAAAGGCGCAGGGAAGAUAGUUUACAAGAAGAUCGGGGCAGCUUCGUGACCACUCCCACUGCUGAGCUGUCCAAUCAGGAGGAAACGCUACUCGGGAACUUCUUGGACUGGAGUCUCGAUACGUCUUGUUCAGGCUAUGAAGGUGACCGGGAGAGCGAAGGAGAACGGGAAGGGGAUGUCACUGCACCCAGUGGAAUUCUGGACCUCUCCCUCAUCCAUGCAGAACACACGCACUGCCAGGACUCCAGCGAUGAGGACACAACCAACGACCAAGCACUGCCAACAACCAAACCAAACCUCACUAUCCCUCCUGUGAAGAUUGGGUUAGAGAACAGUUCCGGCUACUCCUCAGUAAGCAGUGCAGGGAGCCCUACCUCCUCUCCUAAUGGUCCUCCCUGCACCCCAACACAAGGACUAUCCAACAACAAACUGGUUCCUAUCCCUUUCCCCCAGCCCAGUCCAUCAAAUUUCAAAGCCGUUCGAAGACAAGUGAAAAGAAAAAACCAAGCACAGCACAGUGAUGAAAAUGUUAAAGAUGUCUUGUAAAUAAACCCGUCUCACCCCUUGUACAAAGAAAUAUAUAAAUAUA